GUUCCCUAAGAGCAGCAGAACAAUAGUACAUGUAGAGCACGAAUAUUUCGACAGUCUGCCUAUUGUCAUCCCUUUUCCCAACUUCACAAGGCUCAUUCUUAUUCGUUCUCUGCUCUCUCACUCUCACUCUCUUCAGGUCCUCCCUCCUCUCCCGAGCGCUGGACCUCCGCCUCAAAGCUUCGCGAUCGGUCGACCCCCCCUCAACACCGCCAAAACGGCUUCCAACACAGAGAACGGCGGCGCCCAGGCCGCGGGUGCUGGACUUCCGCCCAGGUCCCCCCUUCCUUCGGCGGGGUUGAGCAGCGGCAGCGGCAGCGCGGCGUCGUCGCCAGCCUCGUCGAGGUUCCCCAGGCCCGUGAUGCAGUCCAUGUCGAGUUUGCCCGACACGCGACAGCAGUCGUUUGACGAAAUCUACGGGCCACCCGAGAACUUUUUGGAGAUUGAGGUCCGUAACCCGCGCACGCACGGCAUCGGCCGCCACAUGUACACCGACUACGAGAUCGUCUGUCGCACCAACAUUCCCGCCUUCAAGCUGCGACAGUCAACCGUUCGCCGCCGAUACUCGGACUUUGAAUAUUUCCGCGACAUUCUGGAGCGAGAGAGCGCCCGCGUCAACAUCCCCCCGCUGCCUGGCAAGGUGUUCACCAACCGCUUCAGCGACGACGUCAUCGAGGGCAGGAGGCAGGGGUUGGAGAAGUUCCUCAAGAUUGUGGUCGGACACCCACUGCUGCAGACGGGAAGCAAGGUGCUGGCGACUUUUGUGCAAGAUCCGAACUGGGACCGUAACGCGUGGUGACCUCCAUGGACAUUCGUUCGUUUGUUUGCAGGGUCCCUCUCCAGUUCGUCCUCCCUUUCUGCUGCCUGGCACCAUCACCACCACCACCACCACCACCACCACCAGCGUACCCAGCUUCAGCACCGAAAGCUGCGCAAGCGACCUCCCAAGGGAUGGGUGGAGACCGCAGCCCUGAACAAGCCUGCGAAUGUCGAGGGCGAAGAUCAACAGGACCUACCUUUCUAAUCACCAUGAUGAGGUUGAAUUUUCUUGCGAUAGUACUAUAGCGGACGUUUCGACAGAAGGGCAGGGGAAGGGAGCGUGCUUGUCGAGAGAGGGGGCUCUCCGCCAAAAGUGAAGAAAACGGGGGUUACAAGAUUGGAUUUAUCUCGUGACUGUUGCUUUCUCUUUUUUCUUCGUCUCUCUUCUGUUUUUUGGUGUACUCCCAUUGUUCUACUGCAAAUACCACAUUAUUGCCAUGCUGGCAGAUCCUCAGCUCUAGGUAAGGGCGGUGAUGUUUGUCAUUGAAGAAAUAUCCCCUGACAGCUUUUGAUGUAUUGUUCCAUACCUCCAAUUAUAUGUAUAUGUUCAUG
Cryphonectria parasitica EP155 is the source of this 1368-nucleotide messenger RNA. RefSeq lists its product as uncharacterized. Gene Ontology annotation, biological process: late endosome to Golgi transport; endocytic recycling. The transcript is spliced from 3 exons. Lineage: Eukaryota; Fungi; Ascomycota; Sordariomycetes; Diaporthales; Cryphonectriaceae. Gene Ontology annotation, cellular component: early endosome membrane; retromer complex. The record is from RefSeq and is a predicted model, not a curated record. The coding region runs from base 359 to 796 and encodes 145 amino acids. Gene Ontology annotation, molecular function: phosphatidylinositol-3-phosphate binding.